This is a messenger RNA of Racocetra persica, 353 nucleotides long. NCBI's taxonomy places the organism in Eukaryota, Fungi, Glomeromycota, Glomeromycetes, Diversisporales, Gigasporaceae. The record is from the annotation of a GenBank genome assembly.
UAUCAAGAUCUUUUCAAGAUAUCACAAAUUUAAUGAUCAAUAUUGAGCAAGAUAAAGAAAAUCAACAAAAUAUAGUAACUAUUGAAAAUAUUGAAGGGUUAGAAGAUAAUGAAAAUAUCGAGAAUGAUUUAGACGAUUUAUAUCAAGAUUACGAAUUAUAUCUUACUAAAGCACUUAAAAUCGUUCAAGAGCAAAGAUUAAAACAAAAUUAUAGAUGGGCAAAAUCUGUAAAAAGCAGCUUUGCAGGGUUACAAAAAAUGAUAAUGGAUAUUGAAGCAUAUAGGAGAAGAACAACAAAUCCACGAACAUGGAAAGAUCAUAACCACCAUACGAUGUUUUUGAAUGGAACUUAA